This is a messenger RNA of Stegastes partitus (bicolor damselfish), 3386 nucleotides long. It is a transcript of the gene gk5, whose product is annotated as glycerol kinase 5. Gene Ontology annotation, molecular function: kinase activity; phosphotransferase activity, alcohol group as acceptor. The record is from RefSeq and is a predicted model, not a curated record. Bases 299 to 1885 code for a protein of 528 amino acids. Gene Ontology annotation, cellular component: mitochondrion. Lineage: Eukaryota; Metazoa; Chordata; Actinopteri; Pomacentridae. Gene Ontology annotation, biological process: triglyceride metabolic process; glycerol metabolic process; phosphorylation. The transcript is spliced from 17 exons.
UUUGCGAUUUAACGACCACGACUUACGGGAUCCCGCUCCUCAGACCAUCACGGUGUCAGCUUUAUUCACAUGAGCACAUCCUGGGUAAAUACUGGGUAGCGUGUGCCUGUUUGUUCGGCCGUGUUGACUCAAACAGGCUGAUGUGAACUUUGAAGAAACCACAGUUCGAAGUUCAAGCAGGCUGCAGAUAAGUGAUUAUCGGCUCACACCAUCCCUCAGCCUGUAAACAACAGCAGUGUGAGCUCAGCAUGGAGGACGUGGGACUGAUCUGAAGAACAACAGAGCAAACAUAUCCACGAUGGGGAGUCAGAGGAAUGGCUUUCACAAGGAAAGCUUCAUCCUGUCAGUGGACAUGGGCACGACGUCCAUCAAAUGCCAUGUCUAUGACAAGGAGGCCAAAAUCCGAGGAUCAUGCACCACCAAGGUGGUGCCCUUGUACCCAGAGGUGGGCCACGUGGAGAUGGACCCAGAUGACCUGUGGAAGGCUUUUAUCACCGUGGUUAAGGGAGCCGUGCAAGAUGCAGGUGUCCACAUGCGUCAGAUAGAAGCUCUCGGCAUCUCCACUCAACGAGCCACCUUCACAACUUGGGACAGGAAAACGGGGGUUCCUUUCCAUAACUUCAUCAGCUGGCAGGACCAGAGGGCUGCAGACCUGGUGAAGUCCUGGAACAGAUCCUGCACCAUGAAAACGAUCCACGGCGUGAUGAAGGCGGUCUACUUCCUGACCAGGCAGAAGCGAUCCCUCGCGGCGAGUCUUAUCGUCUUCUCCACCCAACACGUCACCUUUCGCCUCGUCUGGGUGCUCAUGCACUACAAGCAGGUCCGUCAAGCAAUAGAUGAAGGCAACUGCUGCUUUGGGACAAUAGACACCUGGCUCCUGUUCAAACUCACAAAAGGACAGGUCCAUGCCACAGAUUACUCCAACGCCAGCACAACGGGGAUUUUCGACUCCUAUCAGAUGUGUUGGAGUGGGUUUAUCUCCUCUCUUGUGUCUCUGCCUCUGUCUAUUUUGCCCAAAGUAGAAAAUACAGGCCACAACUUCGGUUCCACGGACCCAUCCAUCUUUGGAGUGUCCAUUCCCAUCAUGUCCUUGAUGGCGGACCAGCAGGCGGCCAUGUUUGGAGAGUGCUGCUUCGACAUCGGCGAUGUAAAGAUCACCAUGGGAACAGGCACCUUCAUGGACAUCAACACCGGGAACAAACCGCACACGUCCGUAGCAGGCCUGUACCCUAUCGUGGGGUGGAAGAUCGGCUCCGAGGUGGUGUACCUGGCAGAGGGCAACGCGGCAGACACGGGCACCGCCAUUAAAUGGGCGCAGAAGCUGGAGCUGUUCUCUGACGUCCAGGAGACCAGCACCAUGGCUUACAGCGUCAGCGACUCAGACGGAGUGUGUUUCAUCCCGUCCUUCAGCGGCCUGCAGGCUCCACUGAAUGAUCCCAAAGCUUGUGCUUCCCUCAUGGGCCUCAAACCCUCCACCACCAAGAGCCAUCUGGUCCGGGCCAUCCUGGAGUCCAUCGCCUUCAGAAACAAGCAGCUCUUUGAAACGAUGCUAAGAGAGACUCACAUUCCCAUCACAAAGAUCAGGGUUGAUGGCGGCGUUUCCACCAACGACUUCGUCAUGCAGCUGACUGCAAACCUGUUCGGCAGGAAGGUAGCCAGACCCCAGCACAACGAGAUGUCGUGUCUGGGGGCUGCUUUUGUCGCUGGACUUGGAGUGGGUUUCUGGAAGACCCGCGAAGAGCUGAAAAAGUUGCAGAGUACCGACGAACUGUUCCUGCCCCAGGAGGCAGCCAAGGAGGGCAACCCAAACUGGGAGUACGCCCCCAUCCUCCAGAGCUGGGAGCGAGCUCUGCAGCGCUCCAUGAAUUGGUACAAGCAGCCUUGACACUGGAUCAACACAACUGAAUGAAAAGAUUUUAAACCGAAUUACUGUUUGAGAAAUGGCGACCGUCAGCUGUGAUGUUAGAAUGAAUUUAAAUAAUGUUUGUCAAUCUACUAAAUCCUGGUCCGCUCUUUUUAAAGGUAUGAUACGAAGCUUGUAGCGGUGAUGAAGGGGUCGGUGUGCUCUGUAAUCGUUAGCAGAACUCUUUGUAGGGGAGGGGAAAUGACAGCUUUUCUUUUUCAUACUCUAAAGCAGGACACACCUGAGCACUGACAUAGUCGUACAGCACUAACAGCUUUGGUUUACAGCAGGACUGUGGGGAAACACACUUUGCAGUGCAGGUCGGAUUCAAACCAAAGUGUCAUCAGCCACGUUACAGCCACACACUGAAAUUUCUCUACGUUUACUGAAUGUCCUCGCACGAUAGCGGCGUGACCAGAAGUGUAUUCAUUCCACAUCUGAAGGUGCUGCUUCAUAUUUCAGUAUUAUGUUGGGGGUUUUGUUUUUCCAGCUGUAAUAAUGUUUACCAUUUUUCCACACGGGGGCGCUGAUGAUUGAAUUUAUUGCUCACCAUAGCAACCGCAUGCCAAAUGUUAACCAGGAGCCACAGACUGAAAAAAAAAAAUCAGAUUCACAGCCUCGGUGAGAAAAAAGAAAAAAGAGGGAACAAGGGGGGAAAGAAGACCAGUCUGCUCACGACACCUCAGGACUCAACGGAAACAGAGUUUGAAGAAACAUUUAGUGAUGUCAAGUCUCUUACAUGUUGCUGCUUCUCCUGAACUGGUGUUUUUGUAUCUCAAGAAAAACCUCAAGAACACCUCAAGUCACACAUGAUGCCUUUUCUGGAGCAAUGUCCUUUGUGGAACCGUGAUUUAUGUGUCCUCUAACUUUGAGAUAAUGUUGUUUUUCUUUUAAAUGUGACUUAAACAAAUACUAACUAUACGAGUAUGGGAGCUCCACUGGAUUUCAGUAUUUGAAUGUGCGUUUGGUCUGCUUCGGGUUCGUCUCAUUACUGGUUUUUAAAUGUGACUUGGACCAGAAAUGGCACAAAAAAAAAAAGUCAUUUUGCUAUGCAGUAAUCACAUACGCAAUUAUCUGUCAUUUUGUUUGGGGAUCAGGUGAUCAGGGUUACAGCAGAUAGAUUUGUAGUGGGUUUUUUUUUUCCUUGUUGUGUCAGAGGUAUGGCCAGGUCCAAGCGUCUUCCUCGACCUGAUGAACUCUGAUGGUGUUAUGAUGAUUAUGUGUCGCCUAUCGCUCGAGAAACUGUGAAUCUCCUUCGUUUGCUGUCUUAAUACUGUAAAAUUGUAGUAAAAGAGCUAAACUGUGUAAAGUGAUACCAUGCUGAAAUGAACGCCUCAGACGCCGGUCCGGGUCAGGACACUCUUCUUACACUUUCACUUCAUUCAGUUUUUGAAUGGCACAUGUCGUCCCGAGCUGCUGGGAAAUAACAAAUGAUGUGUAGUGAUUUGUGGAAGGUUUACUAUUAAAAAAACAUCAACCCUCA